GCUGAGCACCUGUCGUAUUUAUUUUCAGAAUGGAGAUUUCUCAGUCAGUCUCAGAGAUUAAAGAACUGAAAACCACAAAAUACGAAGAUAUUAGUGAGGCUGCUAGAGAUUCGUCUAAUGGUGGAAAGGAAAAGACAGCAAGAGAGACAACUCUUCAGCGAACUCAACGUAGGCGCAAUCGUAAAAAACUGGUAGCUGCGGAUUCAAGAAAUCAAGAUAUCGCAAAUGUAGAGCAGGAAAGCACAGAAAAUCUGACUGAAGUUGUCUUGACCCCUGCUCUUUUGGCACAGACAACAGUGACAUUUAAAGAGCUGGAGGUUCGUCCAAUUUGCGAGGGCAAAAUCUACGUACAAAGAGACCAUAACUUCAUACCUGUCAGUCAGGACGUUUUUUUCUUGUCUUCGACGCAAAAUCUUCUCGACCAGACAAAUACAGUUUUGUAUUCCGCAGAGACUAUCGCAGUGGAAUAUCAAAAGAGAUUUAUACCAUUCGCAUCAUUUUGCCAUGGACUUUUAGCUGGAAUGGCUUUUUGGCAUAUGAUUAUGGUUGACGGGGAAAAUUUUCACAAGUCAGAAGUAGGAAUCAACAAAGAGCGUAUUUUCCAAAUAACGUUUUAUAUUUUUUCAACAAUAUCUACCGUUUCAGUACUGGACUGGUGCAUUCCAAACAGCGCAUUGACAUUAAAAGAUCUCCAAAAACACUUGGCCAACAACCCAGUGAGUCUAUUUGCCCUUUUUGCUUGCAUCGGAGCCCACCUGACAUGGGGCCUCUCAGCAAAAUUAGACGACAUGACAGCGUUUCGGCUGAAUAAUGGAACCACACUACUGCAGUUAUCAAUGGAAAAUUUUAAUGAACUACAAGUCGAUUGGAACUCAUUGAACUUGACACGCUGCAUUCUGGUCAUUAUAGGAUUUUUCCUCACCGCUAUUUCUAGAUUAAACAAGUAACUGACUGGACUGUAAAAUGUUUAAAUCUCUUUUUAUUAUUUUGUAUCUUUUAUUAUCAGACUGCUUAUGUAUCACUUUUAAGAAGGACGGUGCAAUUCGUAUUUUGAUUGCUAGCACAAAAAUAAUCCUGUAUGUUUUGUAACUUAUAAAUAAUGUGCAUCGGUGUGCAAAUAAUACCAAAUCCGAGAAAAUGUCGAGAUCAGGGUGAACCUGGCAAACAUAAUUUAAUUUUAAUGAAAUUUGUAAAAAAAAAAAAAAAAAAUUAAAAAAGAACUGCAACAUUUCCACCUUGUUGAUUUCGGCCUUAGCCCUGGGACCGAGAGCAAUCAUCUUGGUAGGAGGGUUGGUCGGUUAGUCCACAUCAAAUCUCAA
This is a messenger RNA of Neocloeon triangulifer, 1319 nucleotides long. Its product is annotated as transmembrane protein 237-like. Gene Ontology annotation, biological process: cilium assembly. Bases 30 to 947 code for a protein of 305 amino acids. The transcript has 5 exons. Gene Ontology annotation, cellular component: ciliary transition zone. NCBI's taxonomy places the organism in Eukaryota, Metazoa, Arthropoda, Insecta, Ephemeroptera, Baetidae. The record is from RefSeq and is a predicted model, not a curated record.